UGUGUCUGUCGGCGGGGGAGGAGAUCACAGACUCGGGCUCUAGUAGGGUGUGGACGCUGGAAGAGUGUCGGUCCGGACUGUCCCAGUCAUCACUGUUGGUCCACUCCAACUAAAAAGCGGCCUUCUAAACAGUGUAGCGCAGACACCAGACACUUGCCCUGAGGCUGUGAAGAGACUGUCCCAUCGCACCCUUCCCGUGGCUGGAUGUUCUGUCAGACCCUCGCCUGUCGUCUUUAGGGUACAGCAGCAUCAGACGCCUCUCCCAGGACACUCCUGGUAGGGGACGAACGAUUCCUGUAGCGUGAGAGGAGAGAGGGUGCCGAGAUGGAUGACAUCUUCACUCAGUGCCGUGAAGGCAACGCGGUAGCCGUCCGCCUCUGGUUGGACAACACAGAGAACGACCUAAACCAGGGGGAUGAUCACGGGUUCAGUCCGUUGCACUGGGCGUGCCGUGAGGGCCGUUCAGGUGUCGUGGAUAUGCUCAUCAUGAGAGGGGCGCGCAUCAAUGUCAUGAACCGCGGCGACGACACACCCCUGCACCUGGCUGCGAGCCACGGCCACCGUGACAUUCUGGCCAAGCUGAUCCAGUGCAAAGCAGAUACCAAUUCAGCAAACGAGCACGGCAACACCCCUCUCCAUUACGCCUGCUUCUGGGCCCACGACCUGGUGGCAGAGGAUCUGGUCAAUAAUGGUGCUCAGGUGUGCAUCUGCAACAAGUACGGAGAAACUCCACUAGACAAGGCCAAACCACCGCUUGCCGCACAUCUGAAAGAGCUGGCGGAAAAACAGGGACAAAGCCUGACCAAAGUUCCUUUCAAGGACACUUUCUGGAAGGGAACCACUCGAACGCGACCACGUAACGGCACACUAAACAAACAAGCUGGAAUAGAUUAUAAGCAGCUCUCCAUGCUGGCCAAGAUCAACGAGAACCACUCUGGGGAGCUGUGGCAGGGCCGCUGGCAGGGCACAGAGAUUGUGGUCAAGAUGCUGCAUGUGCGGGACUGGACUACAAGAAAGAGCCGUGACUUUAAUGAGGAGUACCCUAAACUAAGAAUCUUCUCCCACCCAAACGUGUUGCCCAUGUUGGGGGCGUGUCAGUCUCCACCUGCCCCUCAUCCAAUCAUAAUUACACACUGGAUGCCCUAUGGCUCCCUUUACAAUGUGCUUCAUGAGGGGACCAACUUUGUUGUGGAUCAGACGCAAGCAGUGAAGUUUGCUUUGGAUAUAGCGUGUGGAAUGGCUUUCCUGCACACACUGGAGCCCAUGAUCCCUCGGCAUUAUCUCAACAGCAAGAGCAUCAUGAUUGAUGAAGACAUGACAGCCAGGAUAAGCAUGGCAGAUGUGAAGUUCUCCUUCCAGUGUCCCGGCAGGAUGUACUCUCCCGCAUGGGUGGCACCUGAAGCCCUGCAGAAGAAGCCAGAGGAGAUUAACCGGCGCUCUGCAGAUAUGUGGAGUUUCGCUGUGUUGCUCUGGGAGCUCGUCACCAGAGAGGUGCCCUUCGCUGACCUCUCAAACAUGGAGAUUGGCAUGAAGGUGGCACUAGAGGGACUGCGGCCCACCAUCCCGCCGGGCAUUUCGCCCCACAUCUGCAAGCUAAUGAAAAUCUGCAUGAACGAGGACCCUGCCAAGAGGCCCAAAUUUGACAUGAUUGUGCCCAUCCUUGAGAAGAUGCAAGACAAAUGAAAUGGCCCUGCUGGACGACUCCCUCAAACACUGAGUUCACAGUAUUGCCUUAAAAUUCACCACUCACCAAAGUGCUCUAUGCCACUGUAGCCCUCUGCUAAAGAAAAAUGCUUUGUGGAAAUGCUGUUGAACAUUUUUAAAAGCCACGUUCUCAUUAUCGCCUAUAUUCUUAUAUGCAAUCAUUGAAUAAUGACAUGUGUUUGUGCAUAUAAAUGUUCAUCAGUCCUUUUCUAUAGCCAUUAAACAGGAAGUGGUGGCCGCAACAGCCCUUGGACGCAGUGAAUGUACAGUAAAAUUAGUUUUCAAAUCCACUCCCACAUUUUAUGCAUCCUUUUGCUCAUUUCACUCCGUUAAAAAGACAUCACAGAUCAUUUCAUCAGCUUAAAAUCAAAAUAAUUAGCAAAUGUGUAUACAACAGCCAUUGUUAGUAUUUAAAGCAUCGUGCCAUUGUCUUUCACUGUGCGUUUUCUUUGGAUUGUCCCUGAAAAUAAAAGUUGAUAGGCUCGAGUUUGCUUGAGAUUUGUUUUAAAAAAUAAAAAAAACGCUGCAAUAAUGCAAUGGCUAAUGCCAGUUUUAUGCCUUAUGCAAAAAUUAACCAAAAUAUGAAGUGCCCAUAAUAUCAUGAUUGUACUGUCUCUCUCAUAGCAGGGAGAUACAUAUUAUAAAAACAUGUGAUG
Messenger RNA from Sinocyclocheilus rhinocerous, 2360 nucleotides. Its product is annotated as integrin-linked protein kinase-like. The record is from RefSeq and is a predicted model, not a curated record. NCBI's taxonomy places the organism in Eukaryota, Metazoa, Chordata, Actinopteri, Cypriniformes, Cyprinidae. Bases 325 to 1683 code for a protein of 452 amino acids. The transcript is spliced from 13 exons. Gene Ontology annotation, biological process: cell-matrix adhesion; substrate adhesion-dependent cell spreading; protein phosphorylation. Gene Ontology annotation, molecular function: protein serine/threonine kinase activity; ATP binding; protein binding. Gene Ontology annotation, cellular component: focal adhesion; stress fiber.